CUGUUGGAAUUAAUUGUGAUAUAUCUUGUUCGAAGAUGUUUUCGCAAUUUUUACAAAUUGCAGCGUUGCUGCUAGUAGUCAACGCAGAAUGGAAUACCAAAGACUACAUGAAACGAGAACAUUCUUUAAUAAAGCCCUACCAAGGAGCUGGGAUGUCCGUUCCGUUUUGGGAUUUCAUGGGGACCACUAUGGUUACUAGUAACUAUGUCCGUAUAACACCUGAUCUUCAAAGCGCCCAGGGCUCUCUUUGGAACACUGUGCCGUGUAAUGUGCGUAAUUGGGAGCUACAAGUACAUUUGAAAAUUCAUGGGAAAGGAAAAGAUUUGUUUGGUGAUGGAAUGGCCAUUUGGUAUGCCAAAGACAGGAUGGUUCCUGGACCUGUAUUUGGCAAUAUGGAUUAUCAUCAUGGAUUGGCAGUUAUAGUCGACACAUACAGUAAUCACAAUGGUCCACACAAUCAUCAACAUCCGUACAUAUCAGCCAUGGUAAACAAUGGAACUUUGCAUUACGAUCAUGACAGAGAUGGAACUCACACGCAGCUUGCUGGAUGUGAAGCAAAAAUGCGUAAUGUUGACCAUGAUACGUAUAUAGCAAUCCGAUAUGAGCAAGACAUUCUAUCUGUUUCUACGGAUAUGGAAAAUAAAGCUGCCUGGAAGGAGUGCUUCUCUGUUCGAGGCAUCCGUUUACCCACAGGUUAUUUCUUUGGCAUAACUGCGGCUACUGGAGACCUGACUGAUAUUCAUGAUGUAUUGUCAGUUCGCCUUUAUGAGCUUGAUGAUCCAAACAAUGGUAAAGAUAAUGAAGAUAGGUCUCAAAUUAUUCCUCAAGCAUCAUAUUUUGAGCCUCCACGUGAUCAUGUCGCUGAUCCCAAACCAUCCUCUCUGAGUGGGGUGAAAAUGUUCUUACUGAUGAUGGUUGGGGCAAUAGCUAUCAUAGCCUGUGUUGUUUUUAGUAUUAUGUUUUAUCAAAAACAUCAAGAAAACACAAGAAAAAGGUUUUAUUAAAUUUUAACAUAUAUUGUACAAUGCUGAAGUUGAUGCCUCACUCUCAACUAUAACACUGCAGAGGAAACAUAAACCUGACAUGAAUUAUUAAUUUCCUCAAGACUGAGAUGGGCUAGUCCCAAUAAGAGUUUAUGUGAUUGUAAUGGUGUGCCCACCUAAAAAGGCUCCUCAGAAGAAAAAUCACAUUUUAAUAAGGAUGAGAAGGAUAAGUACAAAGUAUAUGACAGCUUAUAUCUUGAGGACCAAGUUAUUUUGUCUUUCUUCUGAAUCUUGAUCAUAUUAAUUUUAAUACUAUUAGAUAACAAUAACUAAGGAAAAAUAGGUGAAUCUUUCUCCUUUUUGAGUUAUUUGAUUUGUUGUUUUUUAGGCAAAACAAUGUGAGUUUACUGUAUGAUUUUAUUUCCGUAUGAAACUCAGCUCCAAAGUGCUUCUAAACAUGCAUUCUCCUGUAUGCUUAGUUCGUUCUAAGAGUGAAGGAGUGUGUGUGUAUGUGUUAGAGAAACCAGGAGCGCCCUUGUUAAGAGGCACUGUUUAUCAUGCGCCAACUUAAGUACUUCUUUUACUUUUUUUAAAAUUCUACCAAACCAGAAUGUUUUUGUUUUUAUGUCAGAGCUUAAUUACGUUCUUAGAAUUUAACUUUUCUUUUCAGACCUGUUGUAUCACAUCAAAUUUUCUUUACUUCUUGUUAGGUAGAAACAUUUUCUCCUUCUUUGUACCCAAUUAAGUUGGGAUGAUGAAUGUAUGUGAUUGAAGUCCGUUAGUCGGCUAAAAUCAAGUAGGCUGGGCGCCAAAUGUUCCCUCUUUGCCAUACCAGCCUUGGGUGUUCAGGGCGGGCCACCAACUCCACUCAGCUGCCCGGCGGGUAUGUCUACCCAGCUCACUGCAGGCGCUACCAUUAGCGUCGUCCGGAAAUGUCGUUUGUGUGGGGACCUCUCGGGAGACCUUCUCAAAAUGGAAGCACAUAGUAAGCGGUACAGUGCUCAAUCCGGGGCAGGCGCUGAUCCCAGAGCGUUCACAGAGAACGCCCGUGCUCUUCGCUCUAGGCCUUACAUGCACAGUGCGUUCCGGCCCCCGGACGACUUUUGCGGCGGCCCGCGUUGAAUGUUGACUUCAGCUGGGUAAAGUUGACAUUUGCCGAUUCAUGAACUUAAAUCGUAACAAGGGUGGUAUAUUGAAAGAAACUUCAUUCAAUUUGGUCAUCAGUCUUCCUCUUUUUGAUAAUAAAUGACUUAGUCACCAGUUGCUCCAUUUCAUUUAAGUUCCUUUUCGUCAUAUUUUUUUGGUGAAGUAUCUUUUGAAAUGACUAAUGUCACUUUCUAAUCAUGUGUGUUUUACUCUUAACUAAAUUUACCGACCGGUCCAAUUCUAUUGCGUACUACUUUUAUCAGCCAUUCGCACUAUUUUGUUUUUGUUUUCUUUAUGUGGGAUGCUGGUGGUGGUGAUCUGUUUUCUCCUAGUCUUGUUGCACGAUUGGUUCUCAUCAUUGACUUACGCUCAUUGGAUGUGUUUUAUAUUUCAUUCUACACUGUAAUCUGAUUAAGACUUUGCUUUCUGCAACAAUCUGGAAGAUGUGUAAAUUUUCCUCAAAUUUGCUUGUUUGACCUUAAACUUUUACUCAAAGGCUAUGAUCAUGUUAAGUGCCAUUCUCUACUUUUACUCCAUUCUUUUAGAAUUUUCCAUGAUGUAAGUUCUGGUAUUUGAAAUCAAAUUAUCCCUGUAAUAACCUGGCAAGAAAAUAUUAGAUGUGGAAUUUAACUGUAUGUCUUUGUGUACAUCAUGUCUCAGUACUUUUUUAAUUAUACUUCUGCAGAAUCAAAUUUUAGUCAGAUUGUCAAUCAUAUGAACUUUACUGCCAAAAGCAGACAGUGUUUUUAAAAAGAUCUCAUUCGGAUCCCAUUUUAAAAUGUACCGGUAGUUAAAACAUUUGUCAGAAUAUUAAUGGUUGACUGACUGACUCUACUACCCACUAUCCCUCCUGUAAGUUGUGAUAAAUAUUCUAUUCAUUUUGUGUUACGUAUCUGAGUGGCAAUGUGUGCCAAACUCUGCAUGACUGGGCUUUUAUUUUGAAGACCACCAUGUAGAGGUAUUGUAUCUUUUUUUUUUUUAUUACAGUUUGAAUUGUAUUGAAAAUAAUUACUGAUUGUUGUGUUGCUCAAUGUAUUGAUGCCAAACCAUGUAUCAAAAAGAUCAUUACAUGACAAUUUUUUUGUUCUUAACAGCAGUACAGAACACGUAAAUUUUAUUUUAUAUUAAGCCCACAUCUGUUAAGUUGAUAUCAAGUUUACCGAUGCAGUCAGGUCCCUGUUGAAAGGGGGCUGUUUUAAUUUUGUGAUUUCUUUAAGUAAGUGUAGUAAUUGCUACCACGUUUAUUUAUUUGUUGUGAAAUAAAUGGAGAAACAUUCCAAAUGAG
Messenger RNA from Frankliniella occidentalis (western flower thrips), 3414 nucleotides. Its product is annotated as vesicular integral-membrane protein VIP36. The record is from RefSeq and is a predicted model, not a curated record. Gene Ontology annotation, biological process: endoplasmic reticulum to Golgi vesicle-mediated transport; Golgi organization; endoplasmic reticulum organization. NCBI's taxonomy places the organism in Eukaryota, Metazoa, Arthropoda, Insecta, Thysanoptera, Thripidae. Gene Ontology annotation, cellular component: endoplasmic reticulum-Golgi intermediate compartment; Golgi membrane; endoplasmic reticulum membrane. The coding region runs from base 36 to 1004 and encodes 322 amino acids. Gene Ontology annotation, molecular function: D-mannose binding. The transcript is spliced from 7 exons.